AAAUAGUUGAAGACGAAAAAAAUUCUGAGCAGGGAUCGUGGAAAUAUUGCGGAAAUGUUUGGUGAAUAAAUUAAAGUGUGAAAAAAGAAUUAUCAGUGUAAAAUAGAAAAAAUAUACAACCAACAAAAUUUUUACCCAACGCAAAUGUAUUAUUUGCCAAGUUUUCGUCGACGGUGCGAAGAAAAACAUAUCAAAAGUGAGUCAGGUUUCUGGUCGCGCGGGUGCAACAGUCGAAAGGGCAAGACAACGUGAAAGCUUGAAAGGAAAAAUAUGUAAAAUUGUAAAAAAUCGGCGCGGCUGUAUGAAGCGAGAAAAAGUGAAAAAGCAAAAAUAAAUUUCACUAAAAUAACAAGUAGCAACAGCAAAUCGCAACAGUUCGUGGCGCAGUAAUAACAUUUGCAUUUCCAAUUCGAACCGAUAUAAUUCCGUCGUAUCCAUCAAUAUUUUUGAUCACAUACGGUCAUAAGUGUGAACGUGUUUUCCGGCGCUGGAACGCUGACUUGGUGGACGCGUAACACAUCGAGUAUACGCGAAAUAUGGGUGGUUGCAUUGGCAUACACAGCAACGAUAAUGAGACAGUCAGUGUGUCUUCUGCGAGCGUUUCGAGGCCAACAACAGCCGCGGGCGGCGGUCAAAUGGGCCCAUCGCGCAAAAAUCGACCCCUGUGCAAUGAGACGAUACGUUGGCGUUCCGAUGUGCCACUGACUGAGGGCCAACUGCGUUCGAAACGCGACGAAUUCUGGGACACUGCGCCGGCGUUCGAUGGUCGUAAAGAAAUUUGGGAUGCACUGCGGGCAGCUACAAAUGCGGCAGAAGAGCUAAAUUUCGAAUUAGCACAGGCAAUACUUGAUGGAGCGAAUAUCUCCGUGCCUAAUGGCUAAAGAGACUGGCCUUGGCCAGAUAUAGAUCUCGAUCGUUCCAAUUUUGUAGCCCCGAUUGUCGUCUGAAGCUGUUCGCUUUAUUAUUCAUCUUUAAUUGCCUUAAUCGCCAGUUGCUAUCAACGCCAACGUAAACAUCAACAAAACCACAAUAAAGGCGCCCAAAGCGACCGCAAGUAGUCGGCUGGGUGUUUUACUACUCUGUGCGCCGCUGCACACACACAUUACAACUGUAUGAAAUGUCAUUCAAUCGGCACUUCAUUCUUCCUACUGAUCCGCGACUGUGGGACAUUUAUAAGCUCAUUUGUUCUGACGCGCCCUUUAAUUAUGAUAGUGUUUGCCGUUAGCAGUGACUACCCCAAAUAAAGAGCUAAAAAUAAA
Messenger RNA from Rhagoletis pomonella (apple maggot), 1259 nucleotides. Its product is annotated as ubiquitin domain-containing protein 1-like. The record is from RefSeq and is a predicted model, not a curated record. The transcript is spliced from 3 exons. Lineage: Eukaryota; Metazoa; Arthropoda; Insecta; Diptera; Tephritidae. Bases 537 to 881 code for a protein of 114 amino acids.